AUGUCGCGCUACGCCCAGCGCCGCUAUACGAGACCUGAACAGUACUACUACGACGAUGCGAGGGGGCCGGGGAGUCGGUAUCGAGGUGAUGAGGACGGAGGGGACGAGGACGACGACACGGCAAACCUGUCUGCCCUGAAGCACCAGCAGCCGAAGCGAGGCGUCGUCUUUGGCGAGAACGAGGUCGAGGAGUUCAACGGCAGCGAGGCGCCCGAUGCCAUUGUUCCUGCCCGCUCGUCGUCCCGCAUGGGCAUGUCCCCUGCUCCGCCAGAUGGGCGACGCUACCUGUCGCCUGUCGCCUCAGCUCCUGCUCAGCAAGGCAUUGGUCGGCCUCGCUCGACGUCGAUAGACGGUCGACGUUCGGCGCAACCUUUCCUCCCGCCUCCUCCGCCGCCUCAGCGCGUCGUCGUCAGCGAUGCGCGGUACAGCAUGAUGCCGCCGCCGGUACCGACGACGUCGUCCGUUCGGAGCACGAUGCGACCGCCCUCUCGCGACGACAGGAGCUACGGGCGUCCGCCUACGUCUUUCGCUCGCUCGUCAAACGCGUACACGUCCGACGAAGACGAUGUCAGACCGCGCGGGAGCGAUCGCGAAGACGACGACGACGCCUUCACGGCCGUUGCAACAGGCGUAGCAACCGACCUCGACAUGGAACCUCCGACGAGACGCGAAGAUCCUCGCGAACGUCUCAUGACGGUCCAGCACCAGCAGCAGCCCACAAGCUAUUCGACGUAUCUCGCGGUCCCUCGUCCGCCCUCUCGAGGUGUCCAAGUUCGGCGCAGCAUCUCUGGCUCGCCCAUCGGUAGCGGUCCGCCUGACCAUCCCCUCGACGGUCCUUCGCCCAACUCGCACGCUCGCUUCGCUUCCGUCCACACGCCUUGGCCUGCACCGACGUCCGCCUCAGGCUACGACUCGAGCGAUUUCGACUAUCCCGACGAUAUCGAGCCUCCCGCGGGCUUGCUGCUCCGGCAGCGGCAGCUUGCUGGCAUGCGGUCGACACCGCCUGUCGCCGAGCAGCGCGGCAUCGCUCGGCCUGUCUCGAGCGCGAGCUCGAGGAUGCAGGUCGACGACUACGACUCGCCACCUCCGCCGCCCGCCUACAGAAGCAGCCCCGCUGCGCCAGCGAUCGAACGCUACGAGCGGCCGCCGUCGCUCAAUGCGGCAAGAAGAGCGGCUCAGCGUGACCUGCCGGAAGACUCGCCGAUCGAGAAGGAGCUGAUUGCUCUGCUCAAGGAGCUCCAGUUCAGCCUCGCCCUCAAGGACUUUCACGACGCGCUGAACAUUGGCGUCCAGAAGACGCUCGUCGCCGAGGACGGCAUGGGUCACGCUUACUGCAAGGUCCACUGCAAGCGCCUUCCGCGGCAUGAGGACAUCGAGCGGGAAGUACACCUCAAGCAGCACUGGGUGCCCAUCGCAGGCAGUCGAUGGGAGUUCCGCACCGCGUCGCACAGGGUUACGGUGGUCUUCAAAACCGCAGCGCUUGCAGCGUUCGAGGCGCAGUUCCUGACGAGGCGGUAG
This is a messenger RNA of Rhodotorula toruloides NP11, 1518 nucleotides long. RefSeq lists its product as uncharacterized. The coding region runs from base 1 to 1518 and encodes 505 amino acids. NCBI's taxonomy places the organism in Eukaryota, Fungi, Basidiomycota, Microbotryomycetes, Sporidiobolales, Sporidiobolaceae. The transcript has 6 exons. The record is from RefSeq and is a predicted model, not a curated record.